AUGUCAAUGUACGGCGAAAUGCUUGAUCAUUGUAAGGGAGCAGAAAUGCAUGAUAUUAUAAUGGAUGUUUACGUUGAGUUUGCGGUCGUUUGUAUAUCAUCCGGAAAUUUAAUACAAGCGAUGGCUCUUCUUACAAGAGCUGCCAAAGCAUUAGAUGAUAAUUAUUCGGACAUGAGUAGUGAAAUCGAAUGGAAAUACAAUACUAUACUAGGAAAAAUAAAUUCUUUAUUGGGUAAGUGUUAUCUAAAUCUCGGACAGAUUGAAAAGGCUUACACAAAGCUACAUGAAGCUUUAAAUAAUUUUGGUUAUAAUAUUCCUUUAACCAAAAUGGCUGUUGUAACGUCGACCCACUUCAAAAGAAUGCAGCUUAGAUUAAUUGUGGAUCGUGCAUCUCACAAAAUUGGAAAAUUAGAAGACUAUUCUGCUUUAUUUUGUGAUAUUGUAGCUGAAUGUUUAUGUUCAAUGUGUGAGAUGUUUAUUUCAUUGAAUAUAUGGUAUAUAGCUGAUUUAGCGGCUACUUGGGCAUUACUUAUGGCGAUUAGAUCUGAUAAGGAUUUCAACACUAUCUGUGUGGCUUACCUUAGCCUUAUGGAUGUGUCGACAUAUUAUGGAAGGCAUGAAUUUAUUUGGUGGCUGGAAAAAAAUGUCCUUGCCAUGAUUAGUCAGAAGCAAGUUACUGGAUUUGUAAAUAAUGAUUUGAAUGUAGUAUGCAGAGUAUAUUAUAGAAUAUUUAUAUCUCGCCUCGGAAGAUGUGAAUUAAUAAAUGCUAUUGAUAUGGGAUAUAAAACUAAAAAUUUAUCAGUCCGUGUACAACCAUUCAGCAUUAGAUUACAAGUAUUGCCCCUACUAAUUAACUCUUUAAUUGCAAGAAUACGCCUAUCUGAAGCCGCAGAGUUAUUAGAGGUUCUAAGAGAUGUAGCAAAAGAAGAUUCUGAUAAUUCGGCAAUGUGCUGGUAUUAUGCGUUGUGCUUAGACAUGGCUUUAGAUACAGGAUAUGCGAUUGAAACAUACACUGAGAGCAAAGAAUUCUAUACAGAUGAAUGUGAAUCACUUUUGUGCUCAAGAGAUCCAGAUAGUGAACUUGCUUUUUAUUCGGCAAUGUGGUUGUGGUGUAUACGCAUUUCCGAGUGGGAAGCGAUGUCAACUUGGGAACGGAAAAUACGUCAAAAAUUUGAUUUGAACUCUUACCAAGGUAUUGCCAAUACUAAAUCGAUGAUAAAAGUUCUAGAAGGUUUUAUUUCGAAAUUGGCGCUAGCUGUACAAAGUAAAGAUUUUGCUGAAAUACAUCGUUCUAAACAAAUUAUUAAAGUAUUGAAAAAUGCAAUAGCAAAAUCGGUUAAAAGAGUACAAUGCGAACGCAUGCGAUUUAGUAUGAUGUUGGCCUACUUGAAAAAAGUAAAACGUAAAGAUAAUGAAGCUAUUAAAUUGAUGCAUAAAUGUCGAGACUUGUGCAUACAAAAUCAACAUAAAUCUAUGCUUAUGAUUUGCGAUCACCAAAUUCAAUAUUGGAAAGGCACCCUACCGCCAAAAAUGGUUGAUCUUUGGACGAAAAUUUUUAGCUCAAACAAAAAAGCAUAUUUCAGACCGUCAGUAACAGAUGUUAUUUGUUAUACAUUACGUCUUCCAAACUAUUAA
Molecule: messenger RNA, 1635 nt
Organism: Ctenocephalides felis (cat flea)
Lineage: Eukaryota; Metazoa; Arthropoda; Insecta; Siphonaptera; Pulicidae
Exons: 1
Coding region: 1-1635 (544 amino acids)
Cellular component (GO): cytoplasm
Molecular function (GO): protein binding; adenylate cyclase activity
Source: RefSeq, a predicted model, not a curated record